Euleptes europaea (tarantolino) is the source of this 1847-nucleotide messenger RNA. It is a transcript of the gene IFT74, whose product is annotated as intraflagellar transport 74. Lineage: Eukaryota; Metazoa; Chordata; Lepidosauria; Squamata; Sphaerodactylidae. The record is from RefSeq and is a predicted model, not a curated record. Gene Ontology annotation, cellular component: intraciliary transport particle B; centrosome; cilium. The transcript is spliced from 19 exons. The coding region runs from base 22 to 1821 and encodes 599 amino acids. Gene Ontology annotation, biological process: intraciliary transport involved in cilium assembly; cilium assembly. Gene Ontology annotation, molecular function: beta-tubulin binding.
AGUUUAAAGGAGAGGAGUAAAAUGGCAAGUAAUCACAAGCCUCCUACAUCUCGUCCCACUUCAAGAGCAGGAAUGGGGUUGGGAGCCAGACCACCAUCAUCCUCAUUACGGCCUCCAUCUGCAGCUUUAUUGGGUAGUGGGAUCCCUCCAGGCACAGCAAGACCUGGUACACGUGGUGUACCUAUAGGUACUGGAAUGGUGUUCUCCUCACAGAUUAAAGUUGCAGACCGUCCAGUGACUCAGCAAGGGCUGAGUGGAAUGAAAACAGGGAUUAAAGGUUCACAGAGACAAGUUAUGGAUAAAUCAUAUUACCUUGGAGUGCUUAGAAGCAAAAUAAAUGAGCUUACCACUGAAAUUAACAAGCUUCAGAAAGAAAUCGACAUGCAUAACCAGGAGAACUCUGUCUACCUAUCAUAUGAAAAACAGGCAGAGUCUUUAGCUAGUGAGAUCAAAGAAUUUCAAGGACAGCUAGCAGACUACAACAUGCUGGUGGAUAAGCUCAACACCAAUACCGACAUGGAGGAAGUGAUGAGUGACUAUAACCUAUUGAAAGCACAAAAUGAUCGUGAAGCUCAGAGCAUAGACAUCAUUUUUACAGAAAGACAAGCCAAAGAAAAGUUAAUCCAAGCAGUAGAAGAUGACAUCCAGCAGGAAAAACAGGCAGCAGAAGACAUCAUCAAAAAUAUGACUGAAGAAAAUCAAGCUAAAUACAUGGAGAUGAAAGUGGCAAAUGAAAAUUUUUUGCAGGAAUUAUAUGCUUUACAGCAAGAGGUGGACACAGUGAAUAUAAAAGAACAAGGCCUGGAAGCUGAAAUAGCACACUCCCAGGUUAAGCAGGAGGCAUUGCAGCUAUAUGAAAAGCUUCAUCGUCUUGAAGAACAUCGGGAUCAGAUGAUUGCAGAGGACAAAAGUAUGGGAUCCCCCCAGGAGGAGAGAGAGAGGUUACUAAAACAGGUUAAAGAAGACAAUCAAGAAAUAGCAAGCAUGGAAAGACAGCUGACAGAUAUAAAAGAAAAGGUCAACCAUCUUAAUGAAGGAAUACGGCAGCUUGACAUGGAUCUAGAGGAGCAUCAAGGGGAGAAAAAUUUGAAAUACAAGGAGUUGAAGAAGAGGGAGGAAAGCAUGGAUAGCUUUCUUGAAUCUUUUGAAGACACAAGGAACCAGGAACUGGAACGGAAAGCACAGAUAGAAGCCAAUAUUGUGGCACUGUUAGAGCACUCCAGCAGGAAUAUAAAUUGUAUGAAGCAAAUAUCUUCCAUAACAAAUCAAGAGUUGAAGAUCAUGCAGGAAGACCUCACUUUCAAAUCCAGUGAAAUGCAGAAAUCGCAGAGUACUGCUAAAAACCUUAGUACAGAUAGUCAGCGUCUACAGAUGGACCUCCAGAAAAUGGACUUACUAGAAGGCAAGAUGAUUGAUGAACAGGUUACUCUCAAGGAAAAAAUUGAACAAAUGACCAAGGACUUGGAACUAUACAAUAAUUUGCCAGCUCUGAAGGCAUCAGGAGAAGAAAAGAAGAAGAAGCUGCAAGAAGAGAAAGGAACAUUAACCAAAUGCAAGGAUGCUUUCAAGAAAAUCAUGGAGCAUCUAAACACAGAAUAUGAAGGCCUGAAGGUGCAGCUGCAGGAAAAUGAAACACAUGCACAGCUUACAAAUUUGGAAAGGAAGUGGCAACACCAUGAGCAAAAUAACUUUGUGAUGAAAGAAUUUAUAGCUACAAAAAGCCAGGAAAGUGAUUAUCGGCCCAUAAUGAAGAAUGUGACUAAGCAGAUUGCAGAGUAUAAUAAAACUCUCAUCGAAUCUUUACAGAAUACCAGGACCUGAAACCAGGCAAUUCCUUCAUAUGUCAG